Arachis ipaensis is the source of this 684-nucleotide messenger RNA. RefSeq lists its product as uncharacterized. The record is from RefSeq and is a predicted model, not a curated record. NCBI's taxonomy places the organism in Eukaryota, Viridiplantae, Streptophyta, Magnoliopsida, Fabales, Fabaceae. Gene Ontology annotation, molecular function: DNA helicase activity. Gene Ontology annotation, biological process: telomere maintenance; DNA repair.
AUGUCAGAUGAUGAGAUUAAGCAGUUGUGCUUAAUGGAUAUAGACAAGAUCUUACAUUCCUAUGGUAAAACCUUGAAAGACUAUCCUCUUAUGCCUUUAGCAACUAAAGUUGAUAGUUCUUUGUUAACCGAAAGGGUUAUUAGGGAAGAGCUAAACUUUAACAGGGAUGAUUUAAAGAAAAAUACCCCAUACAUGUUAGCCAUCGCAACACCUGAGCAGAAAUAUGCAUUCGAUAAAAUUGUUACAGCUGUGUAUUGUGAUGAAGGGCGGUUUUUUCUUUGUGGUGAUAUAGUGUUAAACGUUGCUUCGAGUGGUAUUGCAUCUUUACUUCUUCCUAAUGGAAGAAUGACACACUCAAGGUUCAAAAUACCGCUGAAUAUAACUGAGGAUUCUGUAUGUAACAUCAAACCUGGUUCCCCUCAAGCAAUGUUGCUGUUGAAAGCCAAACUUAUAAUUUGGGAUGAGGCUCCAAUGGUUAGUAGGUACUGCUAUAAAGCUCUUGAUAAAUGCUUGGGUGAUAUCAUGAGGUGUUCUCCAACAUAUAGCAAAGAUUUGCCCUUUGGAGGAAAAUUGGUUGUACUAGGUGGAGACUUUAGACAAAUUCUUCCUGUCAUUCCACGAGGAUCGAGACAAGAUAUCGUUCAUUCAACCGUGAAUUCGUCUUACCUUUGGAAGUGUUGUUAG